AUGGGUGCCCACAAGUACCUCGAGGAGCUUCAGAAGAAGAAGCAGAGCGAUGUAAUGCGCUUCUUGCUCCGCGUGCGCUGCUGGGAGCUCCGCCAGCUCAACGUGAUCCACCGCGCUUCGCGCCCAUCUCGUCCAGACAAGGCCCGCCGCCUAGGAUACAAGGCCAAGCAGGGCUAUGUCAUCUACCGCGUGCGUGUUCGCCGUGGUGGCCGCAAGAGACCCGCACCAAAGGGUGCCACCUACGGCAAGCCCACCAACCAGGGUAUCAACCAGCUCAAGUACCAGCGCUCGCUCAAGUCCACCGCUGAGGAGCGUGUCGGCCGCCGCUGCGCCAACUUGCGCGUCCUGAACAGCUACUGGAUCAACCAGGACAGCACCUACAAGUACUACGAGAUCAUCCUCGUCGACCCACAGCACAAGGCCAUCCGCCGCGACGCCCGCAUCAACUGGAUCGUCAACCCAGUGCACAAGCACCGCGAGUCCCGUGGUCUCACCGCCACCGGCAAGAAGAGCAGAGCACGGCUGCUGUCUGGGGGCGCUGGCAACAAUACUGCCAGUUCCUCGCGCGGCCCAGCGAACAACAGCAGCAAUCAGCGCAAGCCUGUACCACGAGCGCCCACAGAAUACAUCGAUCCGCCCACUCUCAACCCAGAACGCAAUGUCCCGCCCCCAGCAGGAGCACGGGCUGCCAGCACACGACAGCACGCCCAUAGCCGAUCUGCGAGCAAUCCAUUACCAAAGCUGUUUGGACGCAUGAAGAGCAAUGGCAACUUCCACGAUCGCUACCUUCCGCCUGACAAUGUACUGGUACCGGUACUCGACCAAGGCCCGCAAGCGACACCGACCAGGGUGAUGUCAGGCAAGAAAGGCAAGAUAGAUGAGGAAGGAAAGACGAACAGGCACUGUAUGUGUUGUGAUAGCACUGUGAAGGUGCCGAGAGAGCUCGAGAGGUUCAGGUGCUUGUGCUGCCUGACCAUCAACGAUUUGAAGCCAGCCGAACAGCAGGCGGACAGCGACAAGGACAGGCCACAGGUCAAACGAGCAGACAGCUACUCAGCCUCGUUACCAGCUGGCGUACGGUUGCCACUAUCGAUCGAGCACACCCGUGCAAUUAUUGACAAGUGCCUGACCGCGUAUCUGGAGGCAAGAUGCAGGCGUCCAACAGAUGGUGUUCAGGGCAAGGGAAAGGCUGCUCUGGAGAAGGAAGAUGUAUUUGAGCCUGACGAGUGGUGGAACAAGGUGCCACUGAGUACGCCAGAUCAGGAACAUGAGGGCAGGCGUCUGGAAGAUCCGCCGGUCUCGACGUCGCCGCCCGAUACACCUCGAGACGCUGACAAGACUACGCUCCCGAGCGCAACCAUUCGCGAUAUAGAUGAGCUUAACAAGUUCUCUGGCACACGUUUGGACACUCCGCCACCAGAGCAAUUUCCCGCUGCACAUUGCCUUGCUGGUCCGUCUAAUGUAUCGACGCCACAGCCUGCUCCCCUGCCCACGAAGCCAACGAGAAGACCGCCACCGCCUCCAAUGCCUAUCCCGAAUAGACGCCCUUCGCACAACUUACUUCCCGGUGGUAACCUCACGCCAAAUGGACAACGUUCGCCCCGUCCCGCCAAUGUGAGCCCGAGGAUGACGGCACAGGAAAUGCAACAGCGCCGACAUCAAGAUAGGAUCAAGUCGAUAUUCAGACCUCUUGAGAAUUACCUGGCUUCCGACUUUGGCAAUUUUCAAUGCCUCAACCGUUCUUUCAGCACUGUGCGUCCCGCGUUAGGUAGCCGGACGCGUAGCGAGAGCCAUAUCAAGACGCCACCGCCGGAACCCGCUACUGACGUCCAGCAAAGCCCCAUGGACGGUCUUUCCGAGAUCGACGCCAAGACGCUCCUGCUCGGGGAUAUUGGCGAGAACGGACUGUGGUGGACUGGCAAGGUUGAUCGUAAUCAGUCUGACAAAGCCCUGAAGCGCAAGAAGGUUGGCGAGGGGUCCAAGAAAGCAGUAUCGUCCAAGUCUCCCAACCUCAAUUGGACGGAUGUAGCAGUCUGGUAUGAUCUUGUCCACUCCGCUGGCUCUGACUGGAUGGCGAAAGCAGAAAGUCUGGUGGAGAUCGACCCGCAGAUGCACAAAACCAACCUGCAGGGAGACGCCAAUGUUGAAGAAAUCGAAGAAGAUUUGGCAGAAGCGAGGGAACAUGCCGCGCGAACUCUGCUUAAGAUCACAGAGAACUCCUUGAAGCGGCCCACGAGACCGAUCAAGGAUCCCGAGGACCUACGAUGGCUGCUCAUACUACUAUCCAACCCUUCCUUGUAUCCGGGGACCAAGCCAUUCAGAACACCGUCGUAUGGGAAUCGCCUGAUGAAUCGACCUCCAUCCCGCCGACAGCAUGGCAAGAUGCAACCCAGCCCAAUGAAAACAUCUCCAAAUAAGGAUUCUUCGCGUCAAGGCAGUCAGCACAACGGGUUGUUGAAACGAAUAUUCGGGAUCAUGGCAAAUUCGUCCGAGUCAUGCCAUAGGUAUCUAGUCAAUUGGUUCGCUCGUCUGGACGAACCUCAUUUUGUGAAGACUGUGGAUCUGGUAGCCAGCUUCGUGACAUAUCGACUUGGCAAACCGAUCUCGGGGCGCUCUCGCAGAAAGAGCGGUGCUAUUCAUGAUGGAGGUCUGAUUCCAGAUCUGUCUGGCUCAGCGAUGAACACUUCUGCGCAGUUGCAUUCUGCCAUGGGUUUGAGUGGAUCUGUCAACAAGGGCUCGACAAACCCUACUGGCGAACCUGAAUGGGCUGCAGACUGGCAGAUCAAGGCAGCGGCCAAAGUAAUGUCCCUGCUCUUCUCCGCCAACAAUGUCUGGCAAGGCAAGUUGCGUGAGCCAGGAUUGCGAGUGGACUCCCUUGUGGCCGAUAACACAGCCUCCGCUGGAGCACAAGCACGAAGAAGUGGCCAACUCCUGCACACGUCAAGCUUCUACAACACAUUACUGGACUAUCAAGACAUGAUAGCAGACUUCAAGGUGUGGGAGUCGAAGCGAGACAAGUUUGCCUUCUGCCAAUACCCACUCUUCUUGUCUAUGGGAACGAAGAUCAAGGUAUUGGAGUAUGACGCACGUAGGCAGAUGGAGCUCAAAGCACGGGAAGCAUACUUCGAUCAAGUCAUCCGGCAGAGAGCGAUUGAUGGGAACUUCCAUCUACGUAUCCGACGCGAAUGCAUGGUAGAUGACAGCCUUCGCCAGAUCAGCGAAGCAGUGGGCGCUGGUCAAGAGGAGUUGAAGAAAGGGUUGCGGGUGCACUUCACUGGCGAGGAAGGUGUUGAUGCCGGUGGUCCAAGAAAGGAGUGGUUCCUGAUGAUUGUGCGUGAUAUUUUCGACCCGAACCACGGCAUGUUCAUCUACGACGAAGACUCGAACACUUGCUACUUCAACGCAAACUCUUUCGAAACCUCGGACCAGUACUACCUUGUCGGGGCACUUCUUGGCCUGGCGAUAUACAACAGCACGAUUCUGGAUGUUGCGUUUCCACCAUUUGCGUUUCGAAAACUGCUCGCUGCAGCCCCGUCAUCCAUCACCAACCACUCGAACGUGUCGUCGCUUACAGGCACGAAAGGUCAAAUGACGUACACACUGAGUGAUCUUGCUGAGUUUCGCCCAUCACUCGCCGCAGGCUUGCAGCAGCUCCUCGACUUCGACGGCGAUGUGGAGGCCACUUAUUGCCGAGAUUUCGUCGCCUCAGUCGAGCGCUAUGGUGUCGUGAGCAAUGUACCACUCAUACCGAAUGGCGAGAAAACACCGGUCACCAAUGCAAAUCGCCAUGAGUUUGUCGAAGCAUACGUACGCUACCUUCUGGACACGGCAGUAGCUCGGCAGUUCGAACCUUUCAAGCGAGGUUUCUUUACAGUCUGCGCUGGAAACGCACUGUCAUUGUUCAGAGCAGAAGAGAUCGAGCUUCUGAUCCGCGGCAGUGACGAGUCCCUCGACGUCGACUCUUUACGCGCCGUUGCGCAAUAUGAGAAUUGGCGCCACUUCCAGCCGCCGCACCAGCAGAUCCCGAACCCGGCAGAGUCUGUGCCAGUCGUUCAGUGGUUCUGGGAGCUGGUUGCCGAAGCCACACCAGAGAAACAACGAAAGCUCCUGACCUUCAUCACUGGUACUGACAGGAUACCUGCUGUGGGCACUACCAGUCUGGUCUUGAAGAUCGUAGCCGGUGGAGACGGCUGGGGUGGAGGAGGUCGUGAGGAACGAGCCAGAUUUCCAGUAGCUAGGACGUGUUUCAAUAUGUUAGUGUUGUAUCGGUAUGAUUAUCGGGAGCAGCUAGAGGAUAAACUAUGGAGAGCUGUCGAUGAGAGCGAAGGGUUUGGACUGAAGUGA
Molecule: messenger RNA, 4344 nt
Organism: Fulvia fulva
Lineage: Eukaryota; Fungi; Ascomycota; Dothideomycetes; Mycosphaerellales; Mycosphaerellaceae
Product: putative E3 ubiquitin-protein ligase mug30
Exons: 4
Coding region: 1-4344 (1447 amino acids)
Biological process (GO): cytoplasmic translation
Cellular component (GO): cytosolic large ribosomal subunit; ribosome
Molecular function (GO): ubiquitin-protein transferase activity; RNA binding; structural constituent of ribosome
Source: RefSeq, a predicted model, not a curated record